CCUGACUGGCUCUAACCAGGCUGCGUUUAAUUGAAGAGUGCCAGGCUGUAGUCGCCGAGCAAGGAGGAUUAAUGAGCUUAGAAAGCUCUGACGGACUGACAUUGACGACAGAAACACAGAGAACUGGAUCUCAGGUGGAGGAUAUGACAUUCAGGUACAGGCGACUGUGUGAGAGAACGAGAUAGAGUGAGAAACAGCAGUGAGACUCAGAGAGUGAAAGGUGGAAAAUUAGGAGCAGGGGAAGUGAAGAAACGGGAAAUGGAGGAGGAGAGAAGGGGAAGGGAAGAAACAGGAAAAGGAGGAGGAGAGGAGGGGAAGGGAGGAAACGAGAAAUGGACAACCAAGUGAGGGAGAGAGACGGGAAGCCUUCAACAGCAGAUGAGACUGAGGAACGAAACGAGGGAGAGGUAUAGAGAAGGAGAGAGAGCGAGAGAGGGGGGAGGGAGGUGGAGAAGAGGGGCCCCCGAGCAGGAGAGAGGGCUGCAGGGUGAAGAAGGAGUGAGAGAAAAGUUGGAAAAGUAAGAGGGGUCAGGGGAAAGAAAGGAAAGAGAAAAAACAAGUAGAGGAGAGAAAGAGAAACAACAGGAAGACUAAAGGGGGAGGGACGUCUUCGGUUAAAAAAAGAGGCAAAGCUGAAGAAAAGUGGGGGGGUGGGGGCGUUUGCGGUGGAGUCAGUCGUAGCUAGAUGAGGAAAACAGUUAGAGUGAAUGACUAGGUCGGAGUUGGAGAGCAGCAGGGAGGAGAAGGAAACCAGUUGUUUUUUGAAGGCAUUUUCCACAGCAGCCAGCCUCUACUCCGGAUGGACUGUUUUCAUUCUGAAAUGUUCUCAGACAGCACACGGACGGGACACUAUGGACUCAUUCAUCAAAACAAUAACGACUACUGCUACUGCCACCACGGUGUCCAUUACGGACCCACGUUGUUCCAGGGAGGACCAGGGGGAAACAGACCACCACCCAUACACUCAGACCACCCACCAUCACUGGACCUCAGGGAAGACUUCCAGCUUCCUCCUUUCCCUGUGGAGACCGAGGAUAUAGAGCCUGGACUAGAGAAGGGUGAGAGAAGUGGAGGAGGAAGAGGUGGAGGAAGAGGAGAUGGAGGAAGAGGUGGAGGAGGAAGAGGUGGAGUAGGCAGAAGAGAAGGUGAAGGCAGAGGAGGAGGAGGCAGACGAGAAGGUGAAGGCAGAGGAGGAGGAGAAGGUAGACGUGAAGGUGAAGGCAGAGGAGGCAGAGGAGGAGAAGGCAGACGUGAAGGUGAAGGCAGAGGAGGAGGAGAAGGCAGACGAGAAGGUGAAGGCAGAGGAGGAGAAGGUAGGCGUGAAGGUGAAGGCAGAGGAGGAAAAGGAGGAGAAAGCAGACGUGAAGGUGAAGGCAGAGGAGGAGGAGAAGGCAGACGAGAAGGUGAAGGCAGAGGAGGAGGAGGCAGACGUGAAGGUGAAGGCAGAGGAGAUGGAGGAGGAGGCAUACGAGAAGGUGAAGGCAGAGGAGGAGGAGAAGGCAGACGAGAAGGUGAAGGCAGAGGAGAUGGAGGAGGAGGCAUACGAGAAGGUGAAGGUAGAGGAGGAGGUAAAGGCAGAGGAGGAGGUGGAGGAGUAGGCAUUGAAGCUGAAGCUGGAGGCUGUUACACUCACAGGGCCCCACAGAGGAGGCCAGUGUUCACAGGGCAGGGUCAGCAUGUCCAACCUCAGCCAGACCUAUUUAGCCCUAGCCAAACCUAUGACUACAACCCUGCCCAGUGGAGCUGGCCAGUGGAGCCCUCAGGCCCUGGUCUGAGACACUAUUCCCCUGUGAGAGAACAAUGUGGCUGUGUGGGACAGGGUGGAGGUGACGCUGUUGGGACGGCAACCGGGACACACCCCUUCAACAGCAGCAGACAUGCGUCAGCCUUGUCACUCCCGGCGGACCCAGACCCGGCACACAGACAGACAGACAGACAGACUAGCUACAACUACAAUCCAGAGGGGCACAGGCACGCUAGUUAUGGAGUGGAAGAGCAGAUCUGGGAUCAGUCAAAACACAGACAGGCCAGCUGCAGUUACAGUACAGAAGACAAACCAAUACACAGGCAGGCUAGUUGUGGAGUGGAAGAACAGAUCUGGGGUCAGUCAAAACACAGACAGGCCAGCUUCAGCAACAGUUUGAGGCUAGAAAGACAGGCUAGCUACAGUCCACAGGAACUACACAGACAGGCUAGCUACGGUCCACAGGAACUACACAGACAGGCUAGCUACAGCUACAGUCCAGAAGACAAGCCAAUACACGGACAGACUAGCUACGGUCCAGAAGAACAGAUCUGGGAUCAGUCGAAACAUAGACAGGCUAGUUACAGUCCAGAAGACAAACCGAUACAUGGACAGACUAGCUACGGUCCAGAAGAACAGAUCUGGGAUCAGUCGAAACACAGACAGGCUAGUUACAGUCCAGAAGACAAACCGAUACAUGGACAGACUAGCUACGGUCCAGAAGAACAGAUCUGGGAUCAGUCGAAACACAGACAGGCCAGAUGCAGUUACAGUACAAGAAGGCAGGACUGGAGAUUUACUGCUGGUGGUAAACACGAUCAUUUGGACAGGUGUGUACUACUGGAACAAGAAAAUUUACACCCCCACAUGCCAAAUGGAUGCUGUGGCAUUGGUGGUCCCAGCCCCAGGCCUGUGUCCUCUCGGGGCAGGGGAGAUAGAGCUAACCACCAGGAGAGGACUACUAGAUUAAAGGCUGGAGGAGUUGGAGGUGGGAUAGGAGAGGACGGCUGUAAUGGACGACAUGUCCCUGCUGGCUCUAGCCCUGAGGGUUUGGUCAGGAAGAAACAGAGUUUGGUCCGAAAGAACCAGGGGUUGGUCCGGGAGAACCAGAAUUCGAUCCAGGAGAAGGAGGGUGUGGUCCAUGAGAACCACGGUUCGACCCAGGAGAACCAGGUUUCGAUCCGGGAGAAGGAGGGUGUGGUCCAUGAGAACCACGGUUCGACCCAGGAGAACCAGGGUUCGAUCCGGGAGAAGGAGGGUUCAGUCCGGAUGAAGGAGGGUUCGGUCCGGGAAAACCAGGGUUUGAUCCGGGAGAAGGAGGGUUCAGUCCGGACGAAGGAGGGUUCAGUCUGUGAGCAGAUCAGACAGGUGGUGUCAGACCUGGAGGGGGUCCUGGGUGGUCUCAAACAGGUCCACGCGGAGAUGAAGGAGGUGGUCCAACAGAUAGAUCGUCUGACAGCUAACAUUGACCUGGAAGAGGAAGAAGGAUCAUGUAACAAGUCCCCUAGUAGUGGUGACGGUCUCCCCAACCCCAGAGACUGUAAAGGAGUCCUGAUGUUCAACCAGGGAGACCAGAGACCACAGUACAGAGACAUGGACCGUACCGUCAACCAGAAGACUACUAGGGUCCAGGUGCACACCCGCUGGACUGAUACAGGGGACCUAUUCCACAACCAGAAGACUCCUGGGAAACAUGGACCACAGUGCAGAGACACAGAUCAUACUGUCAUCAUACAUGACCCUCCUCCCGACCCCAGAGACGUCCUGGUGUACAGCCAGAAGACUAAUGGAGACCAGGGAGUCUCCCUACUGUACAGACACCCUGACCAUACUGUCACCAUACCAACUAACUCUCUGUCCCCUGUCCUCACCGCAUCUGUCAUCAAGACCAACCGGGUUGGGGUCACAGCCCUGAGCCCCAUGGGCCCCCUGAGCCCCUCCAAAGACCCCAAACAGGACAGACGGGGGUUCAACGGACACCCUCCUCUACCUGGUCCGGGAAGAGAACUGAACCAUGUGGACCCCCAGACCCCCCCAGAGCUAGAAAUGACCCCCUCUCUACCCCUACCCUUAUGGACUCAACUGGCUGACCCCACAGCCAUGGUCGGAUACAGUAUCCCCACUCUUAGGAACCAGAAACCUCCACUGUACCCACGCCACAACGGACGGGUGGAGAGGCUCAGCAAGUGUCUGGCUCAACCACCCUACCCUGCACACCCAGCCCACCCAGCACUGCCGGUCCUGCCCCACCUGGCUCAGCCACCCUACCCUACCCACCCUAACCACCCAACCCACCAUGCCCUGCCUCCCAGUGACCUGAAGACACUCCCCUACCCGGGGAAAGGCUGCAGCAUGGUAUGAGGGGACAGGGGACAGCCUCACUGCCAUGGGGGCCUGGAACAUAUAAUACAAGGACAGACCUACACUGAUAAGUAGUCUGAGAAAGACAGCUUGUGGAGCCCUGACGUGGUGAAGAGAUGUCAGUCAGUGGUGGACACGGUCAGAGCUCGCCCUGAAGGGGGGGAUAUUUCCAAGGGAAAACGCUCCAGACAGACAGGAGGGAAAUUCCACAUGAAAGCCUGCGAUGCACAGGCCUUGAGAUGCACAGUAUGAAGCAAGCACUUCAACAGACAUUAACAUGUAUGUGUGGUGUCCGGGGGGGUUGGCCAAAACAUAAGACAGCAAAUAUUAACAUUUCUGAUACAAAUUGGACAAUAAAGUUGUAUUGUAUUGUAUUGUCUAACCCAACCUUACUGAUCACACCUAGAUCCCUUUGAGCUAGACACCCAAAGGUAAUCGACAAAAUAAUCUCUAGACAAAUGAGAAUGGAUGUUGGAAGUUAUACGAUUAUAUUAUCUAUAUCUUUAUUCAUGUUUAUAAAUGUUUAUUUUCUAAAUGAGAAAAUUGUACUGUCUGAAACAUUCAAUUCCAAAAAAGUUAAAAUUGUCAACUGAAUGUGUCACAUUUCUUACCUUUGUGUAUGAAAUAAAGAUAGCAGUGACCUAAUAAUUGGUAUUAAUAUUGAUUUGAAAUGUUUUAUGUUCUGUUCUGGCACCGAUGCGUGUGUUUCCAUUCUCCUUAGCUGUCUGUAUUCCAUGGCACUAGUGUCUAAACUGCCUGUUCUGCAUCUGAAAUGACAACUUAUUCCCUAAAUAGUGCACUACUUUAGACCAGGGCCCUAUGGGUCCUGAUCAACAGUAGUGGACUAAAUAUGGAAUAGGGUGUCCUUUGGAACCCUGUCUUUAUGAUAUGGAACAGACUACUGCGUGUUGGAAUCGUCUGCAGGUAGGCCUGCUACCCUCUCUGUCUCUCUGUUUAUUAAAAGAGAGUUUCACCACUUCUCUCCCAGAGCCCCUACAGAUAGGCUGCUACCGUACAUUCCUCUGUCUCUGGCUGCGUUUACACAGGCAGCACAAUUCUGUUCCUUUUUCCACUAAUUGUUCUUUUUGACCAAUCACAUCAGAUCUUUUCACAUCAAAUAUAUUUUUCUGAGUUGAUCUGAUUGGUCAAAACACCAAUGUGUGAAGAAAAAAAAGAUACGAAUUGGGCUGCCUGUGUAAACGCAGCCCUGUUUCCUCUCUCACCACAGAAAAGCUCUGUUUCUCCUCUCUCGUCUGUUGACGUCAAGCCCAGUUUCCUCCCGUCACUCCCGUCUCCUCCACCCUCACCACAGAACAGCUCUCUUUCUCUUCCUCAAGCCCUGUUGACUGAUAACCGAUGUACUGAGUCUGUACCACUACAAACUGUUGCGACUUUACCACGGUGUUACGUAAUUCCGGACGGAUUCUUGCUUGCUUGAACGCCACUAACUCAGAUACACAUGAAAACAUGAAAUGAGCCAGGGAAUCGGUAGAACGUCCCUCAGAGAUGCACAAAAAACAAAAUAACAUUCAAAAUGGGUGAACCUUUCCUUCAAGCAAAAUCUGAAUAAAAAUGUUGAAAUCUUCCAAUUACUAAGAAACCGUCUCUCAUCGUAU
Molecule: messenger RNA, 5721 nt
Organism: Salvelinus fontinalis (brook trout)
Lineage: Eukaryota; Metazoa; Chordata; Actinopteri; Salmoniformes; Salmonidae
Product: filaggrin-2-like
Exons: 3
Coding region: 800-4105 (1101 amino acids)
Biological process (GO): positive regulation of cell size; positive regulation of translation
Source: RefSeq, a predicted model, not a curated record